AGCAUUGCUUCUGCACAGUCCUGUUUUUGGAAGCGUUUGCAGGCUCAAGUUCUGCGAACUCCGGGUCGCUUGAAGGGCUUCAGUGCAGGAAAAAGGCAGACAGCUGAGUUACCACAAUGGCAGCAAUGCUCCUCCGGUCGCUGGUAAACACGAAGGCCCCCUUCCAGCUGGGUCGUGUGUGCUACUCCUCCUCCUCAGUGCCCACCACCAAGCUGUUUAUUGAUGGCAAGUUCGUGGAGUCCACCUCAUCUGAAUGGAUAGACGUCCACAACCCUGCCACUAAUGAAGUGGUGACACGCGUUCCCAAAGCCACUCAGGAGGAGAUGCUGGCGGCUGUGGAUUCCUGCUCCCGAGCCUUCCCGGCCUGGUCCGAGACCUCCAUCCUGACCAAGCAGCAGAUCUUCCUGCGCUACCAGCAGCUCAUCAAGGAUAAUAUUAAAGAAUUGGCAAAAAUAAUUACCUUGGAGCAGGGCAAAACUCUUGCAGAUGCAGAGGGAGACGUGUUUAGAGGACUGCAGGUGGUCGAACACGCCUGCAGCAUCACCUCCCUCAUGCUGGGGGAGACCUUGCCCUCCAUCACCAAGGACAUGGACACCUACACCUACCGCCUGCCCCUCGGAGUCUGCGCCGGCAUCGCCCCUUUUAACUUCCCUGCCAUGAUCCCGCUGUGGAUGUUCCCGAUGGGGAUGGUGAGCGGCAACACGUACCUGAUGAAGCCGUCGGAGCGGGUCCCGGGCUGCACCAUGCUCCUGGCCAAGAUGCUCCAGGAUGCUGGGGCACCGGACGGUACUAUCAACAUCAUCCACGGGCAGCACGCAGCGGUGAACUUUAUCUGCGACCACCCAGCCAUCAAAGCCAUCAGCUUUGUGGGAUCCAACCAGGCGGGAGAGUAUAUCUACGAGCGCGGCUCCAAAAAUGGGAAGAGAGUGCAGUCCAACAUGGGUGCCAAGAACCACGGCGUGGUGAUGCCUGAUGCCAAUAAAGAGAACACCAUCAACCAGCUGGUGGGCGCUGCGUUCGGAGCAGCUGGUCAGCGCUGCAUGGCGCUCUCCACGGCCAUCUUUGUCGGGGAGUCUCGUGAAUGGCUCCCAGAGCUGGUGGAGCGCUCCAGGUCGCUGCGUGUAAACGCAGGUGACCAGCCGGGAGCCGACGUGGGUCCCCUGAUCUCCCCCGACGCCAAGGCUCGGGUGGAGUCCCUGAUUCAGAGCGGGGUUGACGAGGGAGCCCGUCUGCUGCUGGACGGGAGGAAGGUUCACGUCAAAGGAUACGAGAACGGGAACUUUGUAGGACCCACCAUCCUGAGCAGUGUUACGCCGGCCAUGAAAUGCUACACGGAGGAGAUCUUCGGGCCCGUACUCGUCGUACUGGAGGCAGACACUCUUGACGAUGCCAUCGCUUUAAUCAACAGCAACCCUUACGGCAACGGCACCGCUAUCUUCACCAACAACGGAGCCACGGCACGCAAAUACACACACGAGGUGGACGUCGGCCAGAUAGGAGUGAACGUACCCAUCCCUGUGCCUCUCCCUAUGUUCUCCUUCACCGGCUCCAGAGGUUCGUUCAGAGGUGACACCAACUUUUACGGCAAACAGGGCAUUCAGUUCUUCACUCAGAUUAAAACUGUGACGGCACAGUGGAAGGCUGAAGAUGCCACUGUAACAAGCCCAGCCGUUACCAUGCCAACCAUGGGACGCUAAGCUGAUGUGACAGCUCACUGCAUAUUGACUCCGUACAUGCCUUAGGAAGAAGAAACCCAACCUGGGAGGUUUUUGGAAUGAAGGUUACAUGUCCUUUUCACUACUGAGACAUAUUUAAACUGUGGGUUAUUAGAAGACGGUUUCAUUUUUAUAAAUGUCAUCUGUUCUACACAAAUUGCACCUCAUUUCCUUUUACACUCGGAAAGAAUACACUACCCAUGCACUGACCGAUGGUGAGAGUUUCAAUGUGGGUUUAUUGUUGUAUUUUUCCUUUUCCUGUGCUGACCAGUGGGGUCGUGAUUUCAUCACGGUCUCUGCCUCAUGAAUCACUGAGUGCCGUCAUCAGAUUUCUCAAAAGGAUCAGAUCAUCAUGUUUGUUAGCAGCAACAGCAAAUGUCUUCCAUAAAUAACUCCUGAGGUUCAUUAGCCUGUUUACCGGAUGUAGUAGUUACUCGAAAUGUGAAUGGAAUAAAUGUUACACCACAAUGUGGACAAAGCCACUUUUUACCCCAUUAAAAAUGAAAAUGUUGUAGCUUUGGUUCUGCUUGUGCUCAUGUUCUUGUAGGAAUACCGUCCAGUGUUUGUGGGGGGGUUAGUGUGGUUGGCUUACAGUUUUUGUACUGUACAAUUGGUGUAAUACUAUUUUGUUUUGAUCUGUGGGUUUUUAUUCAAUUUGUAUUACAUUUGUUACAAUACAAACUGUAAAUGCA
This is a messenger RNA of Cololabis saira (Pacific saury), 2407 nucleotides long. Its product is annotated as methylmalonate-semialdehyde/malonate-semialdehyde dehydrogenase [acylating], mitochondrial-like. Gene Ontology annotation, biological process: thymine catabolic process; L-valine catabolic process. The coding region runs from base 117 to 1697 and encodes 526 amino acids. Gene Ontology annotation, molecular function: malonate-semialdehyde dehydrogenase (acetylating, [NAD(P)+]) activity; methylmalonate-semialdehyde dehydrogenase (acylating, NAD+) activity. The record is from RefSeq and is a predicted model, not a curated record. NCBI's taxonomy places the organism in Eukaryota, Metazoa, Chordata, Actinopteri, Beloniformes, Belonidae. Gene Ontology annotation, cellular component: mitochondrion. The transcript is spliced from 12 exons.